Carassius gibelio (silver crucian carp) is the source of this 1947-nucleotide messenger RNA. Its product is annotated as C-type mannose receptor 2-like. The transcript has 5 exons. Lineage: Eukaryota; Metazoa; Chordata; Actinopteri; Cypriniformes; Cyprinidae. The record is from RefSeq and is a predicted model, not a curated record. Bases 156 to 1124 code for a protein of 322 amino acids.
UAAUGUGAUUUUUAGAUUCUCUUUUCACUUAUCAAUAGUGGCAUUAGAUUAGAAUAGAUAGGUUUCGGUUCCACUUAUUUUCCUACUUUCCUACUAAUUAGAAUACAGCAGCAGAAAGUGGUGAUAAACAGUAGAGAGGAUCUGUAAAAGCAGUCAUGGACGGGAGUCUGUUUGUGCUGCUUCUGCUGUCAGGGCUCUUCUGGAGCAGUUCUGCUCUUUCUCGUCAGUAUCACUAUAUAAAUGUGAGUAUGUCGUGGCCAGAGGCUCAGAGUUACUGCAGAGAGAGAUUCACUGAUCUGGCUACUGUAGACAGUAUGGAUGAUGUGAACAGGCUGGUAAAUAUAGUGGAUGCUGGAUACAGUGGAUCAGUGUGGAUUGGACUGAAGAGGGGGACACAGAAACGCUGGGGUUGGUCUAAUGGAGAAAACACAACUUCUCAGUACUAUAACUGGGCUUCGGCACAGCCAAAUGGGGAUGGAGAUUGUGUAGCUACUUAUAACGGUGUUUGGCAUGAUAUGUUAUGUAGCUAUAAGCGAUAUUUUGUGUGCUAUGAAAAUUCCGGAUACAUAUUGGUAAGGAGUGCUAAAAUCUGGAGUGAUGCUCAGAGUUACUGCAGACAGAAUUACAGAGACCUGCCCACAAUCAACAACUCUGAGCAAAAUAACCAGAUAAAUAACAUUAUUUUAUCUGGAUGGUACAUCUGGAUUGGUCUGUUCCUGGACUCUUGGGAAUGGUCUGAUAAAUGGAGUCUCUUCUUCAGACACUGGGCAGCAGGUCAACCAUCCCAGAGUUCGGGAUCUGAUGACUGUGUUGGUAUGUCAAGAACUGAUUCUGGGAAAUGGGCUCAAUACAGCUGUGAUCUACAGCAGCCUUUUAUCUGCCAUGGAGAUGACAAGUUCAUUAAAAAACAGACCAUCAGACUGAAAUUGUCCUGUUAUGGAAAAUGCACAUUGAAUGAUCUGUCCCUGCAGACGGCCAUGCUGAAUGAGAUGAGUGAAAAGCUGAAGAUCAUGGGGCUGGAAAGUGAGAGCAAAAUAAACUGGAGAAAGAGAGAAGGUGAAGAGGUGUUUCAUCUGGAGAGAAACCACACAGCCAGUUCAAAUAACAAAUGUAAUAAGCAGUAAUCUCUCUAAAGUAAACAAAUAUAACUACUUACUAUAUUAUUUGAAAGAACUGGGAGGUAGUAAUAAUAACCAUCAUUGAAGAUGAUCAUGAAUUGUGAUACUGCAUAAUAUAUUUAUUUAAUGGAAUCAAUCGUGAAUUUUUUUUUACGUUCUGUAAAUAACUAAAAUGAAUGAUUUAUUUAGUAAAUAAAUCAUUUAUGAUCUAGUUCUCAAUUAUUUAAGUCUAUUUAUUUUGUCAUAAUAACAUUAAGGUUUAGCACAGAAGUAUUUGAGGACAAAUCAAUUUGAAUUGUAAGAAUAAAACCUUGAAAUCCUACCUCUGUGAGUUCAUGAACAUGGGAGUAUCCAUUUUCUCUUUACAUUUAGACUACAUUUUAUGCAAAAACUGGCUGUUUCUUUCAAAACAAGAUACUAUUACAUGUAAAUGAUUCUGUCUGUGUAUCACAAAACUAAAAGGUAUUUACCCAUUAAGAAUAGUACAUAUAACUUCUAUAAGUACUUCUGGUGCAAACCUGAAUAUUUACUAUAAGUAUUUCUGAAAUAUACAUUACUUGUUUCAUUUUAUAUCCAAUCGAGCCAUACUAUAAAUUAAGAUUGUCUGGAUCUUUGCUACCGUACAACUCUGAGAAAAAUGCAGAAGUACACUAUUGUAUAUAUGAGAACACAUUCAAGUUUGUAUAAAAAAGUAUUGCCUUGUAAGGAUUUUAAUUGCAUAUUUAGUUACACAGAAGUACAGUGUGUUAUUAGUUUGGCUAGUAGAAUAGAGCAUCAGAAUAGCAGAUGUAGAGUUUUUAAAGAUUAUUUGGUGUUUAGUAUGACACUU